AUGUUUUACAUAGCCAAAAAAACAGAUGAUGAAAGCGUGGCACAAUGGAGUGCUCGUUUAAGAGACUUCGCAUCAAAAUGCGGUUUCGGAACAGAAUUAGAAGUCGUGAUGCGUGACGUGUUCGUAGUCGGAAUGGGAUCAGGACGGGUUCAAGACCGUCUGUUGGAAGAGGAUACGUCAAGUCAAACAGUCACGCUGGUUAAAUUGGUGGAAAUUGCAACCAACAAGGAAGCAACAAUCAACGCAAGCAAGCAGUGGACAGCAGGAGAUGCGUCAAUCAACUUCACUAGACCAAAAGAAGGGGAAAACCAUCACAAAGCAGACAAGGGGAGGGGACGACAGCCACGUCAACGGCAAGGUCAAAUGCGGUGUCUGCGGGCGCGCUAA
This is a messenger RNA of Macrosiphum euphorbiae (potato aphid), 387 nucleotides long. The record is from the annotation of a GenBank genome assembly. Lineage: Eukaryota; Metazoa; Arthropoda; Insecta; Hemiptera; Aphididae.